AUGAGUAAAGAGACAGGAGCAGAGUAUAAUAAAUCACAAUUGAAAAAUAAGUGGGAUGCAUUUAAAGAGCAAUGGAAAAUAUGGAAAGAACUAAUUGGAAAGGAAACUGGUCUUGGGUGGAAUUCCAAACUUCGGACUGUUGAUGCUUCUGAUGAAUGGUGGCAUAACAAAAUUCAGAUAAAUCCCAAAUAUGCAAAACUACGUAGAAAGGGUAAUAGUCCUGAUAUAGAAGAGAAGUUUGAUAGAAUGUUCAUGAACACCACCGCCACUGGUGACCAUGCUUGGGCACCUUCAUCUGGUGGUACAACUUCAGUGAUGAUGAAAGGGUCACAAGGCAGUAGCAUUGCUGAAGUGAUGAAAGCAGUUUCGUCUUUACCUGGUGCAGGACCUGGGAGCCAUUUGUGGUUGUUUGCAACUCGGUUAUUUCUAAAUCAAGAGAAAAGAGAAAUGUUCACAACUAUGGAAGAUCCUAACAUCAAGCUUCAAUGGCUAAACUAUGAGCUUUCUGAAAAAUAA
Prunus mume (Japanese apricot) is the source of this 516-nucleotide messenger RNA. Lineage: Eukaryota; Viridiplantae; Streptophyta; Magnoliopsida; Rosales; Rosaceae. The record is from RefSeq and is a predicted model, not a curated record.